Messenger RNA from Thamnophis sirtalis, 672 nucleotides. The record is from RefSeq and is a predicted model, not a curated record. Lineage: Eukaryota; Metazoa; Chordata; Lepidosauria; Squamata; Natricidae.
AUGCCCCAACUGCAUAGACCCAGGAGAAUAGGCUGCGCCGAGAGCCCCCCGGAGGUCUUUCCGGAGGAAGCCGAAGGAGGCGCCGGGCACGCCAACCCUGCCUAUUCCAGCGGGGAUGAAAAAGGAGAACCCACCCAAGGGAACGACGCGGCGGCGGCGGCGGGGGACGAAGAGGACCAGCCGCUCCUGAGGGGAAUUUUUGAGAUCAAGAAGAAGAGCUGCGACGUGGUGCUGAGCGCCCAGAGGCUUAGCUGGAGCCCUAUCACGCCUGAGAGCCCCCUAGGACAUUCCAGUAUUGGUUUACAGCGUAAGGAAGAAUCUGUUGAAAUGAAAGAUGUAUUUUCCGUAAAAUUGAAACGUCGUCGUUUUGCUGGGCAAGAAAGAGGAGGCACACUAUUAGGAAUUGCUAUUUUUGUGUGUCUAAAAAAAGAAGGCAAUAAACUUAAAGAUGCCACCAUCAAUCUAGGUAACAUAAGUGAAGACCAUUGUUACUUAUGGUAUAGAUCUGUGAAGACCAUUUUGACGGGGUUUCCAAAUCGGCCAAAGUCAUUAAAAGUAUUUAUCAAUCCAACUAGCCAUAAAAAAGAAGCUACUCGGAUUUAUUAUGAGCAAGUUGCUCCCCUCUUCAAACUGGCUGACAUCAUGACUGACGUUACUGUGUACAGGCUGUGA